UUUUUAGAUAGUCUGAGAAAUUAUCCCAAGUGUUAUAAUGGUGGGUCAUUUUUGUGACAUGAGGGCACACCUUAAGGGGAACUGGUUAAAACCGGAAGUUAUGCAUAGGACUCGCAGAGUGUACGGUUGAGACUACAGGCAGGUGUCAGGCAUUGCUGUCCGACAGAUGAAGACAUCAAACGACGAGCAAAAGGAACAAAAACUCGUUGAAUUAUUGACCGAGAACAGGGUACUCGGCAAUCGCAACCAGACUCCAUUAACAAAAACGGUAAUUUUACUGAGCAGAACACAGGAGUUCCUGGAGUAUCCCCGUCUCCAUCGGUUAGUUAGUUUGUGUUAUUGUGAGACUUUCAGUUGGGGGAGAAGUAUUCAGAUCGUUUACACAGGUUAAAUUAGUCCCCCCUUUCAGUUGCUCCUACAAUAAACAAACAGCUUGAAUUAUUGUACUGGCUGGACUAAAUGAUUUAAGUUGAUUUAAAUCCAGACUCCACUGACAUAAACAAUAAUUAACCCAGCAGGACAGAGUGAUACACCGCUGCCUCGGUGACAGUGACAGUAACGUGUCACAGUUUCCGGGAUAUUUAAACUGAAAAAAACAAAACUUUGCCUGCACCAAUUUUCAGUUGGAGCACAAAGCAUUUUUCGAAGUUGAAAUGAACGAAACUUUUGGCUCCAUAAGGUUCCACCGAGAUUUGAACUCGGAUCGCUGGAUUCAGAGUCCAGAGUGCUAACCAUUACACCAUGGAACCACAGCGAGCCAGAGUAAACAAGAAACAAGAACAUCUACACAAACUCAAACUCAAAUAACACAAGAGGGGAUGAAAAGUUUUAUUUUGUUAUUUUUAUGAAGUGAUCGCAACAAGACCGGCAAAUGGAGCUUUAGUUGUUAGCUGCAUUUUUAUAGUUGUGACUCACUUCUCUUUCAGUUCAACGUAAGAACUGUGGAAAGACACUUACGGUUGUUGUUCACGCUGUACUUUUCAAAAACCUUGAGGUUCCACCGAGAUUUGAACUCGGAUCGCUGGAUUCAAAGUCCAGAGUGCUAACCAUUACACCAUGGAACCCUGUGAAAGACCUGACCUUAUCACAGACACAGAGUUAUUUAUAUCCCCCCUCUAGAGCAAACAUGUUUAUUAUAUGUUCGUGCUGUUUGCUGAUAGUAACGCUAACUUUCAAGGUGUUUCUGUCGGCAUACGUUCUCAAUUUGACUUUAAAAGCAUUAGAAACGUGAUUAAUUGGAUUAAAAAGUCUACUUAAAUAUUGAAGGAAUUUCAGCACACACGUUACACAAUGUUUUGUCCUUGCUGUUGUCUCUGUAUAUCCAGCCAUGUGGGUUGUAAAGGCACAUUAAAAUAGUCAUGUUACAGUAAGAUUAAACUCACGAACACAUAAUAAAUUGGAGGAUAUUAUGGACCUUGAGAUGUUUCCAUCUUUUUCAAGCAACAGAGAUAAAGGAUGACGGGAUGUUACCUACCGAAGCCUCUGUAUGUACAUCUAACAACAUUAAUUUAAUUUAAUUUAAUUUAAUUUAUGAAUCCCAAGCUGGGAAAUCAAUUAGGGAAACGUUCAGGGAACUUGAAGUUGGUUCUCCAAACGUUCUGGAAACCAAAAUGUGCUACUAGGGAGACAUGGUUGCUGUGGAUUUGAGACUGACCAUGUCAGAGCUGCACAGCAGAGCAGCAAAAUGCAGACAGUAAUGACUUUACUUUGACUCUGCUCUUGAAAUGCACCCAAAAAAAUUAGUUUAUGAGGGACAUGAAAGAUCUGUUAAAGAAGGUGGAGACAUUUCAACACCAAAACAGAGGCAAACUGAAGUGCUGCACCCUGGUAAGGGCCUGACUCUCAUCUGUCUCAAGGCUGUGACCAUUAAAGGGGAACGCUAUUUUCCAUUCUUGUCUUAUGAAACAGUCCAGCUGACAUGUGUAAACAGUGAGAACUCAACAGCUCUCUUCCACAGCAACCCAACCACAUGACUCGAGGCCUACGGUCCUCGAUGCUGCAGCGCUGCAAAUCAUCCCACACAGUUCAACCUACGACGUCAGCGCGUCUUUACGUGCUCUACUCGGAACUGAGAUUCCCAUGUUGCAUUUAAAUACUGCUCGGACACACAUUUUUACCUAACCUGCCGUAUGCAAAUUUUCGCAAUACUGCAGCUUGAUUUUGACUCAGGCUACUUUAUAUUUAUAUUAUACUAAUAUGGACUACAAACAGAUUAUGCAAAUAGCAGCAAAUUGGCAAAAACUGGUCAAAUUUAAAAAUGUCACACUACUUUGCUUGGUGUGUAAAGUCGCUUCCGACGAAAUUCUGAUAUGUCCUUGAGCACUUGAAGGCAGCAUUAUUUUGCGUAUGUGAUCUUGCUGGGUAAACGAUGAAGAAAACAUAACAAUGUUAUGAGUCUGGAUGCUAACCUUACUUGAGGUAACGCGGAUGGGACAAACCCGUCUGUCACACUCAUCCAUGGCCUCAGUCAGGUGGAUCUGAACGAUGCACGGCGCUGUUUUUGGAUCCCUCUGGUACUUUAUGAUGAGAAGGGAGGUCUGGAGCCGAGAGAUCGAGAAUAACGGAACACAGCUGACAGGCGGAUCGACCGCUCUUGGUAAACACAGUGUCUCAUGUUAUGUGUCAGAGUCGAGUCUUGUAUGGUCGGAAGGCUAACGUCCAAGGUAACAGUUGCAGGACGUUGGGAUAGGCGGUCAGACAUCUGAGUCGAAAGCAGGUGGGCCAGAGAUGGGAAAUGACACCGCUCUGUUCCAAAUUCAUCCGCUCGAGCGAAGGAGGAUAGCCCUGCAGGCGAAACGUCCUCGGAGAGAGACCAGUGUUGGGAAAACGCUGUUUUAACACCGUAUAUUUAACACACCGUCUCACUACGCUGCAUCCGAUUCCUUAGCAGCGCCGACGCGGGGUCUUGUUGACGCGAGUGGCGUUAUUAUUUUUGUCUCAUCACUUUGCAGACAUGUCCUUCACAAUGGAGGAUAAUUUGGAGUCGGGGUGGGUAGCUGUCCGCCCGAAUGCGUUUGAAGAGAAGGAAAAGCAUAAAUUUGUUUUUAUCGUCGCCUGGAAUGAAGUGGAGGGUAAAUUUGCCAUUACGUGUCACAACAGGACAGUGCAGAGGAGAAGCUUUGGUAGGGACCCUCCGGUGGAGACGACCAUCCUGGAUGGGGACAAAACAAAAUGGCCCGAAAGUCCCAUCAGGGAUAAAGUAUCUGGGAGCCCCAGUAAAGGAACCAGGGAGGCUGUGGAUAAAGGCUGCAGCCCUAAAACCAAGAUGGCAACAAAACUAAGUCCUGCCAAAAUUCCAGCUGUGAUUAAAUCUGCAGCAUCCCCCGUUAGUCCUGAUGCUGAGGUGUUAAAAUCAUUGAAAGAGGAAGCAUUGCCCGAAUCACUGGACAGCUUGGACCUGGAGGAACUGGAUAGUCUGAGCAGGGAGGACUGCAGCUGGGCCGGACUCUUCUCCUUCCAGGAUCUCCGGGCAAUCCACCAGCAGCUGUGCUCGGUGAACUCGGACCUGGAGCCCUGCCUCCCGGUGUUUCCGGAGGAACCGGCCGGGAUGUGGACGGUGCUGUUCGGGCCGGCCGAGGUGUCGGAGACCGAAAUGGACGAGCUUUGCUACAGUUUACAGGUGUACCUAGGCCACGCUCUCGAUACGUGCGGAUGGAAGAUCCUGUCCCAGGUUCUGUUCACGGAAAAUGACGACGAAGAUGAGUACUAUGAGAGCCUGAGCGAGCUGAGGCAGUCCGGGUACGAGGAGGCGCUCAAUCGCGCAACAAAACACCUGCAAGAGCUGCUGGAAAAGCACAGGACCAUGGACAGUAUGGUGGAGCUGUUGCAGCUGUAUGAGGCGGAAGACGAGGCCUACGGAGGCCUGCUGGAGGCCUCCACACAGCUGUACCAGUACCUGCUGCAGCCCUUCAGAGACAUGAGGGAACUAGCGAUGCUACGCAGACAGCAGAUCAAGAUUUCCUUGGAGAAUGACUACUUGGGCCCAAGGCGGAUAGAAACUCUAAAAAAGGAGGAUUUCGACUGGCAGAAGAAGGCUCAGGAGGCAGUGCUAAACAUCCAGGAGUUUACUGUAAAAUACUUUGAGAUCACUGCCAGAGCCCAGAAAGGGGUGUAUGAGCGUAUGAAGUUGGAUCAGCGUAAGUUUGGUAAAUCUUCUUGGACGACUGCAGUGGAGCGCAUGGAGAGACUCCGCUACUCUGUUGCAAAGGAAACUCUGCAGCUCCAGAGAGCCAGGGAGAUCUGUCUGGACCAGAAGAAACACACACUUCGAGAUGAGAUGCAGAGUCUGUGUAGCAGUGAGGAUGCCAUGGCCCUCUUAGACCACAUGGAGACCCAGUACUACGAGCUCCAGCUGCAGCUGUAUGACAUCCAGGCUGAGAUUCUGCAGUGUGAAGAGUUGCUCCUCACCGCUCAGCUAGACAGCAUUCGCAGACGGAUGACAGAGCGUCAAGAUGAGGUGGUGUACUAUGACACCUUUGAAAGUGCAGAUGAUAUAACAGAGGACGAUACUGCAGAGAGGGAAGAGCUGUGCAGACUUCAGGUCAGCGCUCGACAGCUGGAGGCAAGACGGGGACGCAUCAGUGCCAAGCGCACCUAUCUGAGGAACAAGAGGGAGAUCUGUGUAUCCAACCACAGUCAGAAACAGCAGAAACGUCAAACCAUCCACAGGGACUCUGUGUCCCACCAGGUCCUCCAGCUGAAAAAUAAAGAAGAGGAAGAUGAGGACAGGAAGAACAGCAGAGUUAGUCAGGAAAGACAGAGAACUCUGGACAGGCUACGCACUUUCAAGCAGCGGUACCCAGGUCAGGUGAUUCUGAAAUCCACUCGACUGCGCGUGUCCCACACCAGAAGAAGAGACCGCGGAAGGAGCACAGAAAUGGGUGUUGUGGGUGAGAGGGAGGAGUGUGUGGACUCUGUUUGUGUCCAGAUGCAUACCCAGCCGCUUUGUCUGAGCACUAGUGUGCAGACGGACCCCAGCUCCACGCUCACCACUCAGCCCGUCACGGCCCGCGCAGCAUCCCUUCCUCCGCUGCCUGUCCCGAGUCCUGCAGACUCCUCCUGCUCUCCCUGCUCCCUGUCCUCACUACUGGGAUCCCCCAUCUCUCCUCCUCCGCCGCCGCCUCCUCCACCUCCUUUGCCAGCAAAGGAGGAGUUGUCGCCUUCUGGGAGUUUGGGUCGGCAGGGGCAGAAGGUUGAGGGGAAAGGUGCAGCAGAGGAGCUCGCCCUCUCCCCGCUCGGCCCGUUUAUCCCUCGCUUUUUUGACAGCAGCCAAUUGGUGAGCGCUCGGAAAAAGCUGAGGAAGACUCCAGAGUUUGACUCCCACAGCAGAAGAGUGAGCUCGCCCAUGGACGAGGUGCUGGCCUCCCUGAAGAGAGGCAGCUUCCACCUGAGGAAGGUCGAGCAGCGGACCCUGCCUCCUGCCAAGGGUGACGACGACCCCAACAGCAUCCUGGUUCAGAUUCGCAAGGGGGUCAAACUGAGGCGUGUCCCCAGGAAGGAGAGAAAGGACCAAGGAGAGCUCCCGACCUCCACCGACCCCCUGACCAGGAGCAUCCACGAGGCUCUGCGGCGCAUCAAGGAAGCUUCACCCGAGUCUGACUCAGAUGACGACGGGCUGGCCGGCCCUGACUGGGACAGCUAGGGUUCAAGGCUAAGACGCAACAAAUAAUACGCACUCACAGAUGCCUGCACCCUCUGGCACUGCACACACUGCACUGCACUGCACUACACAGUACAGUGCUGCGCCAUACUCCACACACACACACACACACACAAACAUACAAAUACACACAGUCAUUCCUUCAUUCACUCUCAAGCACACACAGCCCAGUCACACGUGUAUCAAGUGACUAUUUCAGGGCUGCCUAAAUCAUACCGAGUCUCACCAAUUCACCAAACGCUCCAAAGGUCUAUGGUCAACCUGUUCCUUUGUUUUUCACACUACCUUCACCAUGACAAAGGAUAUUAUUUGUGUUUUUAUUUCUAAUUUUUGUCACUGUGGUUUAAUUCCUGUACUGUAAUGAUGCCAUUUUUUUCAGUUGUACUAUUGAAAAGCUCUGCACUGGCCAUUUGUGGCUACAUUAAUCUUCAGAAAUAGCACAUAACACAUUUUAUAGCACCAAAAAACUGCACUGAUACGGAAAGCUAUUAUUGCCGUGAGGUGAGUGAAUUUUUUUCUCCCACUCACAGCAACAAAAAUAUGUGACGUGUGUGGAUAAAUUGGGGUCAUGUGGGAGACUGAAAAGCCAAUGAAAGAUCCCACUGACCUGGAUUUACAAUCCAGAUCAAACCAUUACACCAUCAAUCGUCAUCUCUGCUGACACUCCCUUCUAUUUUUACCCAACCCGUGUACUAUGACUGAGCCACACUCUGCUGCACAGCUGGUUUUUGUCCUGUCACAUCUGUUUGUGGUAUGUCAGACAGUGUGAGGACCACUGAUCUAAUGACCACUGAUCCUGUCUAAUCUGACUUUAUACAAAGACUGUAAAUCCUUUAGUCUGUCACACCAGAUCCAUGCCCCUCCCCCACUCGUAUCGUCUUCCAGACUUCACCACCCCCUCAACUCUCACCCCUUCACUGGGUGAGGGAAUAUGUAUCGACCCAUCUGUUCGACUGCAGCAUAUGGCCGGGCUGGUGGGAGAUAUGUGAGAGGCACAAAAGGUUUAUUAUGUGGUGCCACAUCAGCUCUGAGCACAAGCUGGUCACCUGGAGAAGGAGAGCAUUAGAUGAAGGGUCACCUGUGGAGUUGCGGAGUUUUCUUAGCAAGGCUGAAGUCGUGGUUGGUCUCGGGACUCUUUGUGAAGUGUAAGAGAUUUGGUUGGUGAUUCCAGUGUGGGAUAGUCACAGCAGAGAUGUGAAACUGGUCACGCUUGUUUGAACGAUGGAUGGUUUGUGGGAGGCUAGAUUUUCUCAGCGCUGCAGGGAGUCACCGUGGGCUGUGGAGCAGGCGCUCGUGAUUGAUGCAGUUUCUCCUGCCAUCUUAUUCACUUUCACUCCCCUCUCUUCUCUUGCAUUAUUUCUCAUUUCUUUCACUCAGUGGGCAGAAGCACACAGUGGGAAGUCUGUUACUCACAGUGUUGGAAGUAUAAAAACACGCUCAUGGACACAUGGACUCGUGCACUUACCUCACAGCCAACGUGUGCAGAAACAUUUUAGUGAGUCCACAGCCUCUACUAAGUCCUUUUUUUUCCAAAAUAGGUUUCUGUACUUUCAUCAUACAUUCUGAAUCACUUUAUCUGUAUAGCAACAACUGUUCUUUUAUCACUUGUGAAACAUUUUAGCUGUAGUACAUGAAUAAGUUUAAACAUGCACUGAAUAUGUAGAAUUGGACCUCCAGAUGGUGUGUGAUGGAAGGACAGUAUAAGAGGACCAGUGGGACGCUUAGCACCACAGGAAUUCACUCAAACAUACGUGUUAGCAUGAAGCAAAAAGACGUGGAUUCAUAAACUAAGCUCUGAAUCUGGGGCAGCCUUGGCAUGCACUGUCUUAAACAGCUUUGAUGCAAAGAUUUGUGCUUUUCCUCUUUUUCUUGUGUUGAGAGAAACUUGUGGAUUAAUCAUGAAGCAGACACUAAUGUAGAAAGCACCAGCAUGGGAAUAUAUGUUGCAUUAUGCAGGUUGAAAGUAGCUCAGUUCUAGAGAGAGUUUCUUAUUUUUCUGGAUAAGCAAACCUGAGGCACUUUUACGUGUCUUCUGUCACCAUCAGGACAAUGUUCUUCCACAGCACCUUCAUCAUGUAGCAUGAGACAGAGAUCUAACCCUGACCUGACUCUUAAGUGAAACCUAACCCAAACCUUACCUGACUCAAUGUUACAAUAACGGACCAGGGCAGAGUUUCCCACAAGAUGUUAGCACUGAGGUUUCUGCUAAAAAACGACAAACUUUGUGCUCAAAACAUGUGGGAAACUGGGCCCAGAAUGGGACACAUUUGCCAUAAAUCACCUAUUUAUCUCCCGACUGACCUUAGAAACACACCGUCUUGUGUUUUACACUCACCUAUAAAUAACCGUAACUCAGCUUGUCAGCUAACUGUGAUUUUACUUUUCAUUGCUUCAUUUGUGUCCUGUUUUCCAAAGCAUUUCCAACCAAAUUGUUUUGUGUCGUGUUUGCUUCUGAACAUUUCCUAUAUAAAUCUGUUAUUAACACAGGCUGACUAUAUGACCUGCUGUCUGAAGAAGCCAUUCAGCCACUCGAGAAGUGCAAUAUCAAUAUAUAGAAAUACAAAAAAGGGAUGAAACAAGUUAAUGGGUGUUAAUGGGUUCAAGUUGAUUGCCCAAAACAACAGACUUAUUAAAUGUGGCAGUUGUUUUUACACAUUAGUGUAUAGACAUACUGUUCCAAGAAUACCUUUUUGCCUUUAGUCCUGCCAUUUUCAUUUAUUCAGACCUUUUUUUAUUUACAUCCUUGCCUCUGCAUUUGAAUAAAACCUUGUGAAGCAAAUUCCGAGAUU
Messenger RNA from Scatophagus argus, 8448 nucleotides. Its product is annotated as junction-mediating and -regulatory protein-like. Bases 2954 to 5641 code for a protein of 895 amino acids. Gene Ontology annotation, molecular function: Arp2/3 complex binding; transcription coactivator activity. Gene Ontology annotation, cellular component: nucleus; cytoplasm. The transcript is spliced from 11 exons. Lineage: Eukaryota; Metazoa; Chordata; Actinopteri; Scatophagidae. The record is from RefSeq and is a predicted model, not a curated record. Gene Ontology annotation, biological process: intrinsic apoptotic signaling pathway by p53 class mediator; Arp2/3 complex-mediated actin nucleation; 'de novo' actin filament nucleation.